AUGGCUGUUCAGUUAUUUCCCCGGCCGCCCACCAUUUUCCCCCCGGGCGGGCGGCGGCGCCGGCCCUACAUCUUCUCCCAAAACGACGCCGUUGCGCUGCUCGCUUUUAAAUCGAAGGCGGACUUGGACAACAAGCUCCACUACACGACGAACGAGCGCUUCGACCACUGCACGUGGCAGGGCGUGAAAUGCGCGCAGGGCCGCGUCGUGCGGUACGUGGUCCAGAGCUCCGCUCGCGGCGGCGUCGCUCCGGCCAGCCUCAGCCGCCUCGACCAGCUCCGUGUACUCAGUCUCAGAAACAACUCCCUCUUCGGCCCACUCCCCGAUUUCUCCGCUCUGGUCAACCUCAAAACCCUCUUCUUUGACCACAACUACUUCUCCGGCGAAUUCCCCCUCUCUCUACUGCUCCUCCACCGUCUCCUCGUUCUCGAUUUGUCCCACAACAACUUCACCGGUUUGCUGCCGGAAAAUCUAACCGUUCUGGACCGGUUGGGUUCCCUCCGCCUCGACUCGAACCGGUUCAACGGUCCGAUUCCUCAGCUGAACCAGACAACCUUGGAAGCCUUCGACGUGUCGGAGAAUAACCUCACCGGUCCGAUCCCGGUCACCCCAACUCUCAAAAAGUUCAAGAUUUCUUCAUUUCUGCACAACCCUAAUCUCUGCGGAGAGAUUAUCCACAAGCCCUGCCACGGUUCUCCUUUCUUCAACUCCGGCGGCGGCGACGGCGGCGCCGCCGCCCCAUCACCGCCGACGCCGCUCCUGCAGAACGCGCAGUCACAGCAGGGACUAAGCGAUACUUCUGGCUUAUCCAUCAAACCCCACCGUAAAAACGUGGGUUUGAUUCUAGGUUCGAUAACCGGUGCUCUGAUUCUAGCGGCGGCGGUUCUCAGCUUAUUCGCACUGAUCAGAAAAAGAAGAGAGGAAAGAGAUGAAAGAGAUGAACAGAUUGAAGCAAAACUAGAAACCAAUCUUAUUACAGACGAACCCAUUAACACAAACACAAACAAAGCUACAAUGGACACAACAUUAACAACAACAGGAACCACAACAACCCUCUUCUCACUCCAAUCCGAAAACCAAGAUUCCGAUUUUAAAAUCUCCGAGUCGAAGAAAUCAAAAUCCCCUCUACAGAAAAGACUGAUGAAAAGUGGGAAUUUAGUCUUUUGCUCCGGGGAGGAAGAGCUGUACACAUUGGAGCAGCUGAUGAGGGCAUCGGCCGAGCUUCUCGGUAGGGGCACGAUCGGUACGACGUACAAAGCGGUAAUGGCGAAUCAGUUAAUCGUGACUGUAAAAAGAUUGGACGCGUGCAAAACCGCCGUUACAAGCGGCGAGGAAUUCGAGCAGCAUAUGGAGAGUGUUGGCGUGCUCAGGCAUCCCAAUUUAGUCCCUGUUAGAGCUUAUUUUCAGGCCAAACAAGAAAGGUUGAUCGUUCUUGAUUACCAGCCCAAUGGCAGCCUCUUCAAUCUUAUCCACGGUUCAAGAUCCACUCGGGCGAAGCCACUCCACUGGACUUCAUGUCUGAAAAUCGCGGAAGACGUGGCUCAAGGCCUAGCCUACAUCCACCAAGCGUCGAAAACCAUACACGGAAACCUAAAAUCCUCGAACGUGCUGCUCGGUUCCGAUUUCGAAGCAUGCAUAACCGACUACUGCCUCGCCAUGCUGGCAAUCGACACGUCAUCAGAAGACGACCCCGAUAACGCGAGCCACUACAGAGCACCCGAAAUACGAAAGUCCGCUAAGAGAGCCACCGCGAAGUCCGACGUGUACGCUUUUGGGGUUCUUGUUUUGGAGCUGCUGACAGGCAAGCCGCCACGUCAGCACCCUUGCCUGGCCCCGCCGGACAUGCCGGACUGGGUGCGGGCGAUGAGGGAUGACGACAGCGAGGAUGACAUGAGGCUGAGGAUGCUGGUUGAGGUGGCGAGUUUCUGUAGCUUGAGUUCGCCGGAGCAAAGGCCGACGAUGUGGCAGGUUUUGAAGAUGAUUACUAAUAUUAAGGAGUUUAUGGAGGAUGAUAGUCCUUCAUGAUAUGGUUAAAAGAGUAGUCUUGAUCACAGGAUUAAAUUCUUUUUAGUUUUGGUUUUUGGGAUGUGAUUGUGCUUAAGGUUUAUAUUUGAAUAUGGCUUUUUUAUAUGGUGCUCCAAGUUUUUGAGCAUUUUGAUUAUGUUCUGCAUUAGUGUUCUUUUGGUUCUUUGAAUUAAAUUAAACUGCAGUUGACUUAA
Molecule: messenger RNA, 2219 nt
Organism: Erythranthe guttata (spotted monkey flower)
Lineage: Eukaryota; Viridiplantae; Streptophyta; Magnoliopsida; Lamiales; Phrymaceae
Product: Leucine-rich repeat protein kinase family protein
Biological process (GO): protein phosphorylation
Molecular function (GO): protein kinase activity; ATP binding; protein binding
Source: RefSeq, a predicted model, not a curated record